AAAGAAACAGAGCCUGUCUCUGUCCUCCCCUUUGUACUCUCGAGUUGAUUAUCAAUGGAGAUAAAAACGUUCGUACUUGAUUAGAGAGAAAGGCACUUCGUACCAAAAAGCCAUUUCUUCAUUCCUCGUCAUCAGCAGCUGCUUUUGCAAUCAUCAAAAGCACUCCUUCACAGAAAGCCGCUUCUGCUAAUUUCAGCUCUCCGUUUGACUGUUUCUUCAGAGAAAAAAAUACUACAGUUACUUUCAAGGUGGAGAGCAGAACUGAGGGUGAUUGUGUUUGGGACAGAUGGAUCAGAUGAACCAUAGAAAUGGCAACUAUGCUCCUAUCAGGGAUCAAGAGGACCCAAUAUUGGGAAUAUUUGACAAACCGCUUCCUUGCUUUGGUUGUGGAAUUGGAUGGUUUUCUCUUUUGCUUGGAUUUGUAUUUCCAGUGAUGUGGUACUAUGCUGCAUUUCUCUACUUUGGGAAGUAUUAUCAUAGAGACCCAAGGGAGCGAACUGGGCUCCAAGCUUCAGCAAUAGCUGUAAGUUUUAUGCUUCUGUUUGCACACCCUUUUCUUCUCAAGACACCACCAGAUAUGGCUUUGAUAUGUACAACUGCUGUGUUCAUAGUGGUAGCUGUCUUUGUUUUCAAAUCCUUUCUCCCAUAACCUAUGUCGGCGUCAUACAAAAUUCUCUAUGAUGAUGUUUAGCUCAAUCGUCCUUCCUGUAAUCGUAUCAGGCGCAACCCAGGAAAAUGUUGGCAUCAUGGUAUGUCCAGCUACUGAUACCUGAAGCAGUUUGGGCUUCUCUGUAAUAGUGAGCAAGGCAAAAACCGUGUAUAGCUCCCAUAUAGUGGGAAUUCUAUGUACAGAAAAUAUUGUAGAUGAAUAAUGCUACUCUUACCACAUUUUCAUACCACCUUAUGUGGCAGACGAGUUGGACAACCACAUCAAUUAAAAUUAAUGUAACAUUUUCUUUUCUUUUAUGGUUUAUUGACACUUUUUAAUUGAUGUGGAAGUCCACUUCAUUUGCCACAUAAGGUGAUAUGAGAAUGUGGUAUACAAAUGUGGUAAGAGUAACAUUACUCAUUGUAGAUAGGUAGCACAUUUACAAGUA
Messenger RNA from Prunus mume (Japanese apricot), 1097 nucleotides. The record is from RefSeq and is a predicted model, not a curated record. Lineage: Eukaryota; Viridiplantae; Streptophyta; Magnoliopsida; Rosales; Rosaceae.